Molecule: messenger RNA, 1261 nt
Organism: Aedes albopictus (Asian tiger mosquito)
Lineage: Eukaryota; Metazoa; Arthropoda; Insecta; Diptera; Culicidae
Exons: 4
Coding region: 203-709 (168 amino acids)
Source: RefSeq, a predicted model, not a curated record
GGUGCGUGAAAGUAGGUAAGCUGUCAAAAUAACCAAAUAUCAUAAUUGUUUGAUUCAAGCAACAGCAGACGGACAAUCCGGAGGUGAGCAUCGCUCAGAUAUCGGUCGAACGUUGAUCCCAAAAGCUGGGUUUUACCAUCUGUCAUUUGUGCGGAAAGGAAAAGUUCAAAUCAACUGGUGUCGUCCGUUUGUGUUCGGCAAAAUGGACAGCUUCCUGCGGUUCUUCAUCAAAUUUCAUGGCUACUGCAUCUGCAUUGUGAGCAGCGUUCUCACUCCCGUGUUUACGGCGCUGCUGUCGAAUGUCAGCUCCUACAGCCAAUGGGACGAUUUGAUCGAUUUACGUUUCUCCGGGAUACCGGUUCUCAUAUUGGGAAUCGCUUGGAUGAUUGCCGACAGCUUCCUUAUCAUCGGAGUAACUAAGGAGAGAAAAGCGUUCCUAUACCCGUUCUGCGUUAUGUUUUUGCUUGAGCUGUUCAUGGUGCUGAUGCGUGAUAUGUUUUUGUUGGCUACCGGCGAUGGUUGGUACAAAACGGCUUUCUUCAAUCUGACCCUACCGAUUUUGAUGUUUAUCGUCCCGUACGUGGUGCUCUCGAUGAUGGCGUUGAUUAGAUUGUUCGAUGUGGAUCCUAUCGAAAAAACCGAAGACAACUUUGUGCGCUUCGAUAGAAACGGACCGGAAGAAGUGGACCGGGUUACCAUUGGAGGUUGAGACUGAACCACAGCAGCGGCGUAGAGUGCCACCUAGUUUGGAUAGAGGGAAAACAAGUCUCGAACUGGUAUGUUCUUAAUUGUGGGAAAAGUUUUACCUAUAUGCAACUGAACGAAGGCUAGUAUCGAUGAGAGUAGUGGCAUUAUAUGUUUUAACGUUUUGGACAACGGCAGAAUCCCGAUGAUCCACUCAAUGUAAUGUUAACAUUAACUUAUCUGUGAAAGCAAAGGGCAACUUGUUGGAGGAUAUUUGAAACUCGAAAACUGACAUAUGACAUCUGGUAUAUCUGGUAUAUGACUAUUUAGAUUGUAGAGUGCAGCUUAUACACUAUUAACCAUCGAUUUAUGGAAGUCAUAAUAGAUUUAAGCUCCAAUGUGUAUGAAUACCGUGUGUUCUAAAUGUGUAGUGAACUUCCAAUAUUGGUUGUGUUUUUAAACUUAUCUUUAAGUUUCUAUUUUUUUUUGUAUAUCUGUUAUUAUGUCCAAAGAACGUUAUUUUAAAUGAUUACGUUUUUUAUACAGAUUACUAAUAAUUGCGGUAUAUUGAAUCCAA